Paecilomyces variotii is the source of this 1410-nucleotide messenger RNA. RefSeq lists its product as hypothetical. The record is from RefSeq and is a predicted model, not a curated record. The transcript has a single exon. NCBI's taxonomy places the organism in Eukaryota, Fungi, Ascomycota, Eurotiomycetes, Eurotiales, Thermoascaceae. The coding region runs from base 1 to 1410 and encodes 469 amino acids.
AUGUCCUCCACGUCGUCGCCAGUGCCGGUAAAUCGGCUGAUUACUUAUCUCCGUAUGCUUCAACGCUCCAAGCCGGGAUUGCCUCAUGGCCAACUCGUUUGCGUGUCUGCGUCCCACACGAUUACCACCACAGAGGCUCUGCUCCAGCUUGCUUCUGCGGUCGGAUCACAGAUCGCCAUUCUCCAGAUCCAGGCAGACAUAAUCGACGAUUGGUCCGACGAGACUGUGAACCAAUUGAUGGUGCUGGCAAAGACAUAUGGAUUCUUACUAUGGGAAGGCGGAAGGAUUCUGAAUCCGUACCUGAGCUCUCUGGGAAAACGCGAGUCAGAAUCUAUCGGACAGAGGAAAGAGAUCAUAGAAUGCAUCCGAAGGUCCUAUACUAAGGGCAGGCUUAACAUGGCUUCAUGGGCGGGCCUGGCAACUGCCUGGGCAUCUGGGGUAAUGGCCGAGAAGCAGGAAACGGAUAUGCUAAUCCCAACGCUCAAAAACGCCGCUCGCGAGACAGUUUCCGUGAUAGCGCAGACUAUUACUACUGAGAUUACGGCCGAGGGCACAAAGGGUGACCACCAAACACAGGAUGAUCACCAGUUACCUGAUAGCUUUGUGGACCAGGACGAAUCAGGCGACGGUGGGCUUACUCCUAGUUAUGCCAUAACUAAAGAUCUUGGAGAUGUCAUGCCCCUUCCACCAAGGAAAGCCUCCACUAUAUCGCUCACGCAGACCAUCACCCAACACACUGAAACCUCGCUCUCGUCGCCUUCAAUCAUUGAGCGCCGGGACUCUGUGGAAGAUGUACUACUGCAGUUCACUAUCACCGGGGACGAUAUCCCUCCCCCACCGCUGCUCGUUCGUGGACUAGUCCUCUGCCUGCCGUCUUUGAGGCUUAGUAUUUUCACUCCGGAGUACAGACGGAGUUGUCUGGCGGCUGCGCGGGCCAAUCGCGAUUUCGUUAUUGGCUUUGUUUCCAAGGAACCGUGGACGGUCAUUUCCCGGACAGAUGAUAUACUUGAUGUGCACGAGGUCAGUGCAUCGGAAGCCCACAGCAGCAGGGAAGAAGCUGGUGGACGCGACUCAGAUGUGGUUCCCGACUGGUUCAUUGUCUUCUCUCCCAUUACCGAGAUUGCCGCCAAUUCGUCCAGUCACGAGGAAUCCGAUGCCCGAGAGCACCGCUCAUCUAAUCAGCGAGGAAAUGGCACGGAAGAGGUUGACUGUCUUGCCAGUGGAACACUGCCGGAAUCUGGACCAGCUACACAAAGUUCUCAAGCCUCUCGCUUAUCUGCUAUUGUUCAGCAAGCGAUGGCCGUUCGUGACGAAACCAGCAAAAAGGAAGCUGGCACUGCCCGACAAAGCGGACGCAAGCCGAACAGAACCAACAUUCUCUACAUUCCCAUUGUAAAGCUUGGUCUAUAA